Molecule: messenger RNA, 1427 nt
Organism: Mytilus trossulus (common blue mussel)
Lineage: Eukaryota; Metazoa; Mollusca; Bivalvia; Mytilida; Mytilidae
Product: sex peptide receptor-like
Exons: 2
Coding region: 272-1426 (384 amino acids)
Biological process (GO): G protein-coupled receptor signaling pathway
Cellular component (GO): membrane
Molecular function (GO): G protein-coupled peptide receptor activity
Source: RefSeq, a predicted model, not a curated record
UGUCAGGAGGUGUCAGGAGGUGUCAUGUGUUGAAUGAAGUCAUUUCGUUUUACAUGUUUCUAUUUUGGAAAUAUAUUUCAUCACUCACUUUUUAUUCGCUCAGUUACAAAACAAUGGGGUAAUCUGAUUGUUGAACAACUUAUUCUAUCAUAACGAGAUGAGAUUCGAAUGUAUACAUAAUCAAGUAUGGAGAAACCAGGAAGUUGUUUGGACAAACAUUAGUAACAUAUGAAGUCGACAAUUUAACACUCGACCAAAGAGAUAAAUUCCAAUGAUGAAAAACAACAAUGCAUUCUUUUACUCCUCCAAUUUGAGCAACUUCUUGCAUAUAAACAGUGACAACGCUUCAGAGUAUUAUCAUCAACUAUGUUUGACAUAUAACAAAUCAGAGUAUUUGUCAAACCCUAUAUAUGGGUACGUGAUUCCUAUCAUAGCAUUAGUUUUGUUGGUUCUAAACUCACUGGCUAUCACCGUGUUCAUGACAACAAACCGAAAAUCCCCAACAAAUAUUCUACUGACUGCACUUGCACUCUCAGACAGUUUAGCAAUAUUGGUAAUUAGUCCAACAUUUAUUCUUGUGUAUGGAUUUGAAAACAACUUCAAAGUUAUGAAAUAUCCGUUUUGUAUUUACCACGAUCUGUCUUAUUAUUUAGCCUCUAUGUUUCAUUGCAUUUCAAAAUGGCUGACAACAACAUUAGCAAUACAUCGUCUUAUCGUGGUGACUAUGUUAUUCAGUGGUCGAAGGAUUGCAACCAUGAAAAAUUCAGUUCUGGGAAUAGUGUUCAUAGUUAUAUUUUCCGCUUCAAUAAACAUCAUACCAACUUUACACAGCAAAAUAUAUCGCUCUAUCACAUUAUACAACACAGAAGACAAUGAAUUCAUCGGCGAUAUUUGUGUGUGUAGUGCACGGGAUACAUCAAAAAAAGAAAACUUAGUUGUAACAUGGAUGAAAGAUACAAUAGGAACAAUACUGCCCUGUUGCAUCCUGACUGUGGUCACUGUUGUGUUAGUUUUCAAGCUUAAAGAAGCAAAAAGGGAAAUGGCAAGACUCCAAUCUGAGACUGCUUCAAAGAGACGUAAAUUUAGAUACAUAGAGAGAACCAAUAAAACAAUUAUUAUUAUUUUGAUAUGUUUCUUGGUAACGGAACUACCAUUUGCUGUUGUCUAUACAUGGAUAAUUGUAGAACCCGACCCAACAAGAUCAGAACUGGAUAUAGAGAGCAGAUUUAUAUCCGCCACAAUCCUCAACCUAAUCGUGUAUAUAGGAUUUUUAUCGAAUUUCUUUAUAUUCAUGACAAUGAGUUCCUCUUUUCGACAGAGGCUUAGAGAAAUUUUACAUAUUCCAACGAAAAGAAAAUCAGGUGCUCAGACUCUCAUUCUCCUCCAUCAAAAGAUAAGUACGAGUAUAGAAGUUAGAGAAAAAUAAG